Messenger RNA from Misgurnus anguillicaudatus (oriental weatherfish), 3338 nucleotides. Its product is annotated as taste receptor type 1 member 1-like. Gene Ontology annotation, biological process: G protein-coupled receptor signaling pathway. Gene Ontology annotation, molecular function: G protein-coupled receptor activity. The record is from RefSeq and is a predicted model, not a curated record. Gene Ontology annotation, cellular component: plasma membrane. NCBI's taxonomy places the organism in Eukaryota, Metazoa, Chordata, Actinopteri, Cypriniformes, Cobitidae.
GUUGUUUUGCUCUCAAACACUGUAGGUAUGUUUGAUAAAAGAUAAACAAAAGUAACUCCAUCUUCUCCUAAGGCAUGUUUAUAUAGAUGCUUAAAUAUCCUAAUUUAACUAAGCCCUAGUCCUGGCUUUAACUAAGCCGUCUGUCAAACCAGGCCUAAGUGUGAUGCCCAGACAUGUGAAUAAACAAUGUGGUUCAAGCAAAUUACAUUUGGUUUUAACCAAAUUAAACUGUAGUAUAAUAACCACCACACAUCUCUGUUUCAUGAGAAACAAUACAUUUUAAAUCAUGUUUCGCAUUUACACUUUUAUUGUGGCCUUUACUAAUUCUAUCUUUUUCAAAGUUUCUUGUUCGUCAUCUGAGUUCAGUUUAGAUGGAGAUUACUUAUUGGGUGGACUUUUUCCAGUACAUGAAGCUGAACAUGCAGCACCCCUGUUCACCCCAGAGGCCAUUGAAUGUUCCAGGCAAACUUUCUCAGACCCAGGCUAUCAGAUGUUUCAAGUAAUGAGGUUUGCUGUUGAGGAGAUUAAUAACUCAAGCACCCUGCUGCCCAAUGUCUCUCUGGGUUAUGAAGUUUUUGAUCAUUGUUCAGACACUAAGAAUUUCCCUUCAGUCUUCAGUUUUAUCUCACAGAACGGAUCAAUAAAUCCUCAAGAAAAACUCAACAGCCAUCAGACUAAAGUCAUUGCUUUAACAGGACCUUAUGGAAACACAAGAACAAUUACUAUUGCACCACUGAUCACAAUGGACCUUAUACCACUGGUUAAUUAUGGAGCUACCAGCUAUACAUUGAGUAAUAAACUUCAGUAUCCAUCUUUUAUAAGAACAAUCCCUAGCAACAAAGACUUGAUACAGAUGAUUAUUCACAUCAUCCGGUGGUUUAGAUGGAACUGGGUUGCUUUUCUUGGAGAUCCAGACAGUGAAGAAGGCCUUCAACUGUUUAACAAUUAUAUCAAAAAUACUGGCAUUUGUUUGGCUUAUCAAGAGAUUCUGAGCCAAAGUGCAAACUACAGUCUAACUCUUCAAAAGAUUGAUAAGCUCAACAUCAAUGUCAUUGUGGUUUUCGCUGCGCGACAAUAUGCAAAAAAUAUAAUCAAAGCAGCCAUAACAAAUAAUAUCCGAGACAAAGUUUGGAUUGCAAGUGAAACAUGGUCCAUGAAUCAGCAGCUUCUUAAAGAGCCAGGAAUUGAGAAAAUUGGAACAAUUAUUGGCAUUACAGAGAGAUUUUUGUCAUUGCCAGGAUUUAAUGAAUUCAUUUAUAAAACCAAAGAAACAACUGAGGUUUAUCCUAAUGAUAACACUGAGAGUGAAAUCCACACAAAUACAUGUAAUCAAGAUUGUGACAACUGCUCAUUGGUGACUGCAGAGGAAAUUAUAAAUGAAGAUCCCACAUUCUCUAUUUCCAUCUACGCUGCCAUAUACACCAUAGCUCAUGCAUUACAUAAAGUUCUGCACUGCAACAUGAACCAAUGCAACAAAAAUACAACAGUUAAGCCAUACAUGCUUCUGGAAGAAAUUAAGAAUUUGGAUUUCACACUCAAUAACCAUCAGGUGAAAUAUGAUGUUAAUGGCGAUCGAAUUAUCAGUUAUGCAGUCGUGGUCUGGCACACUGAAAUAAAUUCUCCAUGGAUUGAGAUGGUGGGCACUUAUGACACAUAUCCAGAAAUUAAUUUUACCAUCCACAACUCACUCAUGCCCUGGCAUAACAAUACUUCUGUUCCUUUCUCAAACUGCUCUGUUGAGUGUAAGGAGGGAUUUUCAAGAGAACACGUGGGAUAUCAUGAUUGCUGCUUUCUGUGUAAAAAAUGUCCACAAAACAGCUAUGUGAAUUAUUCUCGGGACCCCUACACCUGUUUGUUAUGUGCAGAGAAUGAAUGGUCUGAUGGCAGUGCGACAUGUCAGACACGUUCUGUUAUCUAUCUAAAGGUCACAGAAAUCCCCUCCAUUGUACUUUUAUUUUCUAAUGUAUGCUUGAUUACUCUUCUUAUUAUCACGCUAUUCAUUUUCGCUUACAAUAACAACACACCAGUAGUGAGGUCUGCUGGUGGCAACAUGUCUUUCCUAAUGUUAGUGUGUAUGAUUAUUUCUUGCCUUAGUGCGUUCUUUUUCUUUGGUGAACCCACAAUAGAAAAUUGUACUUAUAGAAAUGCCUUUUAUUGUUUAUUCAACCCUGUCUGUCUCUCCUGUUUGUUUGUCCGUGCCUUUCAAAUAGUUUGUGUCUUCAAAAUGAACGAGUUCCCUAAUGUGCACAGGUUGUGGGUAAAGUACAACGGCCAGUGGGUGUUUGUUACCGCUUUCUGUGUUUUUUUAUUAUUUUUUUUAGUUAUUUUGAUAAAUUUAGGACCACCAAAACCUUACAGGGACUUACUGUCUUUUAAAAAUCAGAUUUUUUUCACCUGUGCAAGGGCAAACGUUAUAUUCGUUAUCAUAGCUGGUUUUGUGAAUAUGUUUCCUGGUGCCUUGUGUAUCUGGUUUUCUUACAUGGGAAGAGAUCUUCCUAAAAAUUACAAUGAGGCCAAAUCAAUAACCUUCAGUAUAGUUUUUUUAAUUGUGGCCUGGAUUUUAUACUUCACAGUUUACUUUUUCAUCAACAGCAAAGACAUCCUGUUUGUUAAUGCACUCGCCCAAAUGUCCAGUACAUAUGGAAUUCUCUUCAGCUAUUUCAUACCAAAAUCUUACAUCAUGUUAUUUCAACCGAAGAAGAACACUGCUGCAUACUUUCAAACAUCUAUUCAAAAUUACACACAAACUAUUAGUAGAAGUUAACCACAGCAAUUAUGCUGUACAGAUGCAGAUCAAAUGCUUCACGGGGAUAUUUUGAUUGCUUUUAGUUUUAGUUAGUUGUAAAAAUACCGUAGAUAUAUUACAGAUACAUUACAGAUAUAUUACCUAGCACUUUUUCUUUUCUCACCUGGUUAGGUAAACUCAUGCAAAGUAAAAUACCAAAGAUUCUCUGACAAUCUCUGAAGCAGCAGGUCGUUAAAGUCCAACCUGAUCUCACGAAUUUCCGUGGCAUAGUCACGGAAUUUUUUGCUCAUUUUUCCGUGACAUUCUCACGGAUCUCCGCAUAUUUCCGUGGCCCUGCCACGGACUUUCUUUUCCGUGGCAUUCUCACGGAUUGGUUACUCAACUGUUUUGUCCUAUUUUCUUACCAUUUUCGCUUCGGUUUAGGGUUAGAUUUACAUAAAAUGACAUCCCUACCCAAACCCAACUCUAACCCCAAUGCCAGGUGACAAUUGAUUAAAGUUUAGAAAAUAUAAAAGAAUACAUCAGAAAAUUUUUUAUAAACCAAUACUUACAGUGACAAAGUAAUGCAAGCACCAAAUCUAACGCUAAACCG